AUGGUGCUAAAUAGCACUGAACAAAUAAUACACUCUAACCGGGCGGACGAAAUUUACGCUGCUGUGAUCUGCUUUACGUUAUCAGUGUUCGGUAUCAUAACAAACGGUGCUGCAAUUGUGGUCAUCAUAGCUGCGAAGAAUUUGCAAAAUGCUUUCGGCUAUUCCUGCAUGUCUCAUGCUGUUGGUGACCUUGGUGUACUGAUCAUCUUUGCCAUAUGGAUACCACUUCAGCUUAUUUUAACUCCUGAAACUAUCCCCCAGUUUCUUCAAAACAAACGAUUAGCAUAUACGAUUGGCCAAGCAACGAUUAUAUUUUAUUAUGGUGCAAUUUAUACACAUGUAUUGAUUGGCCUAAAUCGUUAUGUGGCCAUUGCAAAGCCAUUCUCGUACGCAAUUUACUUUAAUGAGCGUAAAACAAUGAAGUGGAUUACACUAAUAUGGAUUAUUUCCUUUAUACAAAGUUGUAUUUAUCAAUUUGACGGCUGUCAUUAUUAUUUUGAUCGUAGUGCGAUGUUAUUUCUUUAUUCCGAUGCUCCGUGCGCUCAAAUCAUUUCUCUUUACUAUGAAUUUUACUUCAAUUUGGCAUUUGUGAUAUUUGUCGUAUUACUCGACAUAAUUACAUUCUUCAAGCUGAAAAAAAUGGCUAAGCCAAUACACGGCUUUCAGCAAGUAAUUCGCAGACGGAGAGCGCAAGAGAUUCGAUACUUCAUUCAGUCUGUUUGCUCGGAAACAGCGCUCAUACUGACAUUCCUAUGCUUUUGGAGCGUUGCUAUCCAUGCCACAACGCCAUUUUCCAUGUUUCUACUAAAUAUUGGUGCUUGGUUAACUAUGCACGCCGCUGAUGGAUUUAUUAUGACCGCAUUCAACCAUCACAUCUUUACUCACAUAAAAAAGUCUGCAAAAAGAGCCUCUCUGCCAAUGGUGACAAUUGCCUUAUCAGCAACAAACAAAAGGACCCACAAUCAAGCCUUGAGCGCUCAAAAACGAUGGUUGCAUAUGUAUCACGAAAGUAAACUUAAACCGAACAAAAUUGAACCAUCAAGGAUAAAUGCAUAG
Messenger RNA from Brugia malayi, 1056 nucleotides. RefSeq lists its product as uncharacterized. The record is from RefSeq and is a predicted model, not a curated record. Bases 1 to 1056 code for a protein of 351 amino acids. NCBI's taxonomy places the organism in Eukaryota, Metazoa, Nematoda, Chromadorea, Rhabditida, Onchocercidae. Gene Ontology annotation, cellular component: membrane. The transcript is spliced from 7 exons.